GAGCCGGAGAGAUCCCCGCGGGCCGCGAGCAGGGAAGUCAGGCACCUGGCGGCGGAGGACAGUAACACAGGAUAGAAGGGGAAAUCUCUCUCUCCCUCUCUUUUCUGCAAGAGAUCCUCCUGUUUUUCUCCCAACUCUUAGCAUAACCUUCGAAGAAGAUCAACCGCUACAGACUUUCUUAUCUUGUGGUUUUUUUUUUUUUAAUUAUUAUUAUUGAGGGAAUACCUUCAGCUGCAAAACAAUCUUGGAAUCUAUGCGGGACUUGGGGCGUUUUGUUAUCUCGCCGGCGAAGUCGUUCAUCACUGCUGCCUUGCUCUCGCAGGGUGCUCAGUUGGCUACCGGAGUGGGCAUGGCGAGAGCGGCUUAUAUCAUACACUCUUCAGUUUGAACACAUUUCCUUGAAAUUUGCUGCAUGAUGCCAUCCGAGGAAGCAGGAUUUUUCCUCGGGAUGCAGCGAUUCGUCGGCAUGUGAGCUUAUUGCAGAAGGAAAAAAAAACCCAAAUCUUCAACGGAGUGUUUUUUUUUUCUUCUUUUUUUUUUUCCUGUCUCCUUUCACUGCCAGAGGACGCGAAUCUCUUCCACCGGGGAAAGAUCACCUGUCGCUUUAAUCCUUAAGGGAGGUUUUUUUUUUUUUUUCCCUUAAAAAAAAAAAAAAGUGAAUUAUUUUAUUUAUUUAUUUAUUUUAACCGGUGGAGGCGUGAUCGCGGAGAAUGAGACUGAGAGGAGCUGCCGGGCUUUGGAGGACAAGGCUGAGUUUAGGCUGGAAACUGAGAGACUAGAUUAACCCCCCUCUUUUCUUUUUUUGUUUGUUUGGGUUUUUUUUGUUUUUGUUUUUUUUUUUGUGUGUGUUUUUUUUUUUUUUUUUUUGGAGGGGGGCACAACUUCCCUUCUUCCCCAACGCUCUGCGCUCAAUUUCUCCGAAUGGACAGAUCAGGCAACCUAGCCACGGAGGAGCUCAAGAUGACACGAGAGCAGUAUAUUUUAGCAACACAACAGAACAGCCUUGCAAGGACUGAAAAUCCUCAAUUUUACCCAGUAGGGAUUUAUGGAUGGCGAAAGAGGUGCUUAUACUUCUUUGUACUUCUGCUGUUGGUUACCAUGAUUGUUAACUUAGCAAUGACAAUAUGGAUUUUGAAGGUCAUGAAUUUCACAGUGAGACUGUUGCUGCACUUUGAACAGAACUUCUGGUUUAAAUUCAUCCAAAAGGAAUCCCCUUCAAAUGCAGAAAAACUGCCCCACAGUCUGAGCCAACAUGGAGAUGGAAUGGGAAAUUUGAGAGUCACUAAAAAAGGAAUACGACUUGAAGGAAUAUCUGAAUUUCUACUUCCACUAUACGUGAAAGAAAUCAAUUCCCGAAAGGAUAGCCCACUGGUCUUACAGUCUGACAGAAAUGUAACAGUGAAUGCGAGAAAUCACAUGGGACAGUUAACUGGACAACUGACAGUAGGAGCUGAUGCUGUGGAGGCCCAGUGUAAGAGAUUUGAAGUAAGGGCAAGUGAAGGUGGAAAAGUAUUAUUUUCUGCAGAUGAAGAUGAGAUAGUCAUUGGAGCUGACAGACUGAAGGUAACAGGCACGGAAGGGGCAGUGUUUGGACAUUCCGUGGAGACACCCCAUAUCAGAGCAGAACCUUCCCAAGACCUCAAACUUGAAUCUCCAACUAGAUCUUUGGUGAUGGAAGCACCCAGGGGAGUGCAAAUCAAUGCAGCUGCAGGAGAUUUAAAGGCUACAUGUAGAAAAGAACUGCACUUACAGUCUACAGAAGGGGAGAUAUUUUUAAAUGCAGAUACAAUCCGCCUGGGAAAUCUACCAGUGGGCUCCUUCUCCUCCUCUUCACCGAGCUCUUCAGCUCCUCGCCAGACUAUCUAUGAGAUCUGCAUCUGUCCCAAUGUUCUGCUCGGUUUCCCUUGUGACAAGUUCAACGCUUCAAAUGGCCUGCAGAGCAACUUCUUCCAGUGUAAGCAGGAAUACAGCGCUGCCUUCUCUCGUGGUUUGUGUUACCACUCAACGUAGAGAUGGGAGUGAGAUAUUCAGAAAUCAAUGUAUUCUUCAUCAGGAAACCUGGAACAUAAUAUCACCUUUUGUCCAAAAGGGAGAAUAACACAGGUGCCUUUGCUACAUGAAGUGAAGCACAUAGUUUUAGAUUUUUGCAGGACCUGGAUAUGAACUGCAUAUAUAUAUAUAUAUACAGUACAUAAACAAAUUUGCCCAGAAUCUGAUGGUGAGAUGAAUUGGUUAUCCCUGUAUGAUAAUUAACUCUACUGUCUGAAAGCACAAUUUUCCAUUCAUCUUUUUUGGAUGUAAACUUUUAUCCCCGAAUUUUAAAAUUUUGAAGCAUUGUGUGAUGCUUGCUUUACUAAACAAUUAAAUUCAGUAAAUGGUUUUUAACACAAAAAGAGACAGAAUCCCUCCCUGAGUUUGGUUUCUUUAGAAGUGUGUUGUUACUCUUUGUCUACUCAGUCUAGGGUUUUGUACACUAGGUAAAUUUUGGAAGUGCUCAGCAAUAUUACCUUUCAGAAUGAAAAAGACAUCUGUUCUUGUUUGUCUGAUCUGAAUGGCCUUAUAUAUUAAUUUUGUGGCUACUGCAUGUGAAGCGAUUGAUUUCAGUAGAUUUUGGGAAAGAAGAACAGGGUAAAGAGGGAAAUACUGAUGAUAUGUCUUUUGACCAGUGUAUUGCUCUUCAUAAAGUAAUUAUAAUUGGCAAAUGAAAAAAAAAAGUCUUCAAAGUUACAUCUGUCCAUUUUCUAGCUAACUGCUGCCAUUUGAGCACAGCAUAAACAUUAGUGCUAAUGCAAUGUGUAAUACUGAGAAGCAAUUCACUGACAAGUGGUAUGACACUCAUUUUUUAUUCUCUUUCGUUUACCAUCUGCUGCUAAAGUUUCAAAAUAACAGUAACACAUAUAUAUACAAACAUAUAUCAAAUUACAUUAAAUAUGAAGAAAAUACAUUAAAUAAGUACAUUAAUAUUAUGUUGACUUCAUCAGGUCUGUGUUUAAAUUAUGCAGCCCCAUUUGCACCAAGAUCUCACUGCUGACUUCUUAUUUUUGACCAGUUUAAGAUGGGAUUUCUUACUUGUAUCAAGGUUCAUACUUGAUUCAUUUGAUUUGUAAUAGAAAUCUUAUAUAAAAGCUUUGGUAUACUGCUACAUUAAUUUAUCACAACACUGAUUAACAAGAGUAUCUUGAAACUUACAGAAUCCAGGAAUGUAAAACAGUUUAAAAAUGCUUCCUAUUCUGGAAGAUGGCUUGAUUACAUAAGGUAAGUGCACUUUUUAAUACUAUCCUUUAAAUUACAUCACCUAGCAUGUAGCUAUAGAGGCUUCUGAAUGUAAGAUGAUCAAUUCAGUGACAGCUUUUGCAAGGUCACUCUGAAGGGCAAAGAGUGAAAGGUGAGUAUUUCUACAGAGUAUAUUUUUUUGUCUUUGGAAAAAAAAUAGGAAAAGAAGUAACCAAAUGUUUUGAUUACCUAUUUUAUUACCACCUAAUAAGGAUUUUGUUUUCACUUCAGGUGAAAUUCACUCCUAUGCAGAAGACCAGCACAAGAUGUGUGCAUGGCUUAACUGGUGCUUGUCUUUCCACUGCCUCUCUUCAGAGGCGUGAAUUUCACCCCAUAGCAAGAAUGCUAAACUUCUGUUUUCUAGCAGUUAAAUCAAGAUUUUAAAUUGAUUUUAUUUCUUCAAAAGAAGGCUAUUAAGAAAUAUUUUUUGUUAGUUUAAUAAUUUAUUAUUUCACUUGUAAGAAAAUGUAUUUGAAAGUAUUGCAAGAAAAUAUAUUGGAAGCUUGGAGAUUCUUAGUAAGAGGGACAGAAACAGAUACAAACAACAACAAAGAUAAUAAAACAUUUGAAAGUCCAUCCAUGCAAUAUACACUUAAAACCAAAAGGAAAUAAAUUUCUUUUUCCACUUUUUUCUUCUACUUUUUACAUAAGUAAUAGCAUGGAAGUGUGAAAGUCCAAGGAUGAAAAGAUAAAUAGUAUUCCAGGAGUACAAGAUAAAUCCAUAUGCAUUCAUUAUCUCUGCACGCCCACAAACACUGGUUGCUUCAAAGAUGAAAAGGUUCUACUGACUUAUCUAUUCAGUAAAUUAAAUUUUACCUUACAAAUUUCAUACAAAUUGAUUAAGUUUUUAUUUUUUAUUCUCCAAUAAAUCCACAGGAAUGGCUUUCAGAUACUUUGUCAUGGAUUUUCCAUUGAACAUUUCUUGUUUGUUUGUUCUUCACCUUAUAUGAUAAUUUACCUGUAGUACAUUUCUAGCCGCUGAACAGAUAGGCUGAAACUUUAUAAGAAGCAGAAAAAAAUAAACCAAAACCACAUCUGCAUGUAUUUCAUAACUGCAUUCAUAUUUAUAAGGAUGAAAUAUUUUACCUCUGUGUAUGAGGAAAACUUUGGACAGAUACGUAGAUGGUACGUUGGACAAAACCAAGCCAGUAAGUCCACAAAGCUUUGCACUGUCAGGAUUUUUGUGCUAGCAGUCAUUUCAAUCUGCCCCAUACUAUUUAUGAUAACAAUAUUAGCACAAGUAAAUUUGGAAGCUUCAGGAAACUAUAAAAUGGUUCUCAUAAAUGUCUUAAUAUUUUGGUGACUUUCAUAAUAGUGAUAUUUACAACUACUGAAAGCUAUAAGACGGGGAAAAGAUAAGUUUUCAUUUUUAAGAGGUUUUCUAGCCCACGUGACUUCAAAGAGUAUUAGAAAAGGGAUUUCAGUGCAUUGAAAGAACUAAAAACAUCAGAACACCAUAAAUAAAUAAGCAGUGUCAGUGUUUCUGAGUGGGAAGAGAAACAAAUUUGGUAUUUUUCAAUGUUUAGAGCUGCAAAUAGUAGAGCUCUUUGGUUUGUAGUGUGCUUCAAAAAAUGACACAGUUGAUCAAAUAAUUUCAGAUGUAAGAAAACUGAAAGAUCUCAGUGCAAAUACCAUGUUAAAACAUAGAGCCAUACCUUUAUUAUUUCAGUCCUAGUUUUGUAAUGUUGAGGCAUAAAAUAAAGGUCGUUGUAUGCAGAACCAUUCGGAAAUUUUUAGUUAUUUUUUGGGUCACCUUUCUCAAAGAUUAUUGGCCCUUUCUGCAAGUUGUUUCAGUCCUUGUUAGUCAUGUAUAACGUCCAGUAUUCAUGUGAUGUAAAGCUCCUACUGUAUCUCUAACCAGAGUGCUUAUUUAACUAAAAAUUUUGAUCAGUUAUUUCAGAAGAGAGAUGUCGCUUCUUAUUCCAACUAAGGCUGAGUUUCCCAUUAAUAAAUCAUUCUGUUGGAUCAAUUGUAGAGACAGACUGAAGACCUCAAGGUAUUUUUAAUCAUUAAUAUUUUAGCAAUUAAAAAAAAUACUAAAAUUACUCUUUUGAGGCUCUUUCUAUUAUAUGAAUACAUGUAUCAAAUAAAGCUUCUUUUUGUACUCAAAUGUUUUGGAACCACUAAGAUGGUAUUGCAGCUGUUUGACUUUUCCAGAGCUAUCCCUAUGGCAACAGUGAAAUACACGAAAAGACCUUAUUAGCUACAUGUAUUUAAAGCAGACAAGACAUUUAUCUUCUAUAAAAAUAUGCAUCAUUAUAUUAUAGGAUACUGUCUCUUUCUUGUUUAAAAAAGAAAAAUAAAAGCAUCAGCAAUCUCUCUGAGCACUGUUAGCUGUAUGGUUUUGUACUGCAAUUCAUUCAUUGGUUAAGCGAUAAGACCAAAGACUGACACUUCUACUUUAUCUAACACUACAACACCUACUAAUUCUGUUGGAAUGAAGAGACAAGUUGUAAUGACAACAUGAAAUUGUAACAUAGUUUAGAUUUGUACAGCAUUUUGAGCUGUAGAUUGUUCACUUUUUCCCAGUUAAUUUUUUUUUUCCAACAUUUUGCAGUUAUGUUACUGCUCAUACUUAAUAUGAAUCUUUGGGUGUUCUUAAAAAGAGGAGAGUGUAUAUUCCAAAAUGUGCCAAGAUAUUGCUUCUUUCAACUGAAGCUAUACUGUUUUGUUUGUAAAACGGUGGUUUGACUGGACAACACAAUUUCAUUUUUUAAAAUAUUUUAGACGCAGAGGGCUAUUAAGUCUGUGUUGAAGAUACAGCCAUAAAUGCCUGGAAGGAUUUUAUGAAGGAUGCUUAAGAUACUCUGUUAACACUUUGUAUUGUUUUUUAUGGUUUUGGUUUAAGAUUCUAAAUCAUUGUUUUAAUAAUAAAAAAGAAAACACAUUAUGGACUUACUAUCAGCUGAUUCACAGUAAUGAAUAUGUAAACUGGAUCAAAGGUUGAGUGUCAUAUUGUUUCAAUAAGUACUCAGUAAAGGUCUGCUAACCAUUUUUGUUUUGUAAUUUUCACGUUAAUGAUUUUCUUGUGUAUAUAAUAUAUAAAAAGAUGGGAACUAUUUUCUUACACAUACUAUGCAAUAUGUUUGUAAAACUGCAAUAUUACCAAAAUUACAAAAGCUGUGCUUUUGUACUCUUGCUUUAUGUAAAACAAAUCUUUUUUCUAUUUAACAGAUUGUCUGUCAUAAUUGUAGAUAACAUUAUUCAAAAGCAGUACACUAAAACUUUAAGACUUUUUAUUUCAUUUUCCUCGGGUGUUUUUUUUUUUUUUUUUUUUUUUAAUGACAAUAAUAGCAAGGUUUUGGAAGUUGGAAAUGUCGUUUUUUUCUUGGAAAGAUAGAAAUUUUGCAGCAUGUAAUUAACACAGUCUGAAAUCUCCUGUAUUUCUUCCCUUUGAUUUUGCAUUUUUAUCUGGUGCUACUGUAGAACCAUGAAUAAAUGUGAUCUAUACAUUAGGGAACAUAUCAGAAUUCACUUCAGGAAUAACAAAAUGGGAAACUUUUUAAGGGUGGGAGGAGGAUGCAGAAUAACAGAUGAAAAUUUGUUGGUUUUUCUAGUUUGUAUUCUUCUGUCUAAAUUAGCUGAAAGGUAGUAGCUUUUCUCCUCACACAACAUAAUACAGUUUUGUUUCAAACAUACUUUUGAAGACAUAAACUGCACUUAAACAUAGUAUUUGUGUAAAGAAAAUCAGAAUAUAAAAAAGUAUGGGUUUUAUUUCUAUAUCAGCUUUACUAAAGUUAAAAUUAAGAGUCCUACAUCUCUUCUGCUGUAAAGGCAUAUUAUACUGUAGAAGUUCCUUUGUAGCCUGCCAGAAUAUAUACAAAAUAUAUGUUUAAACUGCAGCAACAAGCCACUUGGCAAUUAUACAGCCAUCUCAGAGGUUGCGGUGGUCUCAUCAAUGCGGACAAGUCCUACCUGCUUUUCAACUGGUAUCAUUUCUGUUCACCACACAGCCUUGCACAUAGCUGUGGCAAAAAGCAGGGUAAGCAUGCAGGUGAUUUGUUUGCACUGAGUAACUUUGUGCUAUGCUAUGGUUUUAGCAAUAUCCACAGUAGCCAAACAGUAGCUAACUGAAUAAUGCCUAAAAAAUUGCAGUUUCUGCACGAGCAAGAGUUGUAUAGGCCUGUCAGUAGUGUGGGUCAUUCUGUUUGACGUGACUAAUAGAUAGUAGCUGAUAGAGCAGGAAAAGAUACUCUUAGCCAUUUUAUUCUGGUUUGGGCUAGUCCAAUCCAGGGAAAAGCUAAAUGGUACAAAAAAAGUAAAUGGAAGGUUUAGUGAAGCAGAACAAAACUACAUAAGCCUUGUGUUGAUUCAACAUAGCCCACACUGAAACCAAAAUUUAAUACAAGCUCUUCAUGUAAAAAGUUUCCCCUGAAACACUAAAUUGACCAUGGGUUAUGGUUUUUUGAAUUUUAAAAUAUUAUUUGAUCUUUAAACAAUACAUACCUUAUACAGACCACAACCAGGACAAGUUUCAGAACACAGAAGGAAAAAAAAUCCAUAUAUUACAAGCCUGGUGUGAUGUGAGCAAAUAUUACAUACAACAAAAAUCAACUUAGCCUACUUAUCUGAGAAAAUAAAAUCAUCAGAAUAAGAAAUAUUCCCUCCAUUUUGAGAAAAUUAAAACUAUCAGGAUAUCUUACCUAAGGAAUUCCCAGCUGUUCCAAUGUCUCAGUUUCUAAAGCGUUUAAACUGUUAGAACCAUUUAUAUUUAAAAAGCCUGGCCACCUUUGGCUUAACCAAGUUCACUGAAUGCAUUACUUGAUCUGAGAAGAAAAGGUGCCUUUUUUAUCACACAUAUACCUCUUGUUUGUGAGACCUGUGAGGGAAAAGUUCAGUUUCCAGCAUGAUCCAGAGCAUAUUAACAAGAAGGACUUACACACAAGAGAAUCAUUCCUGAAGGUCAGAUGUUGAAUUUUUUGUGUGCUUUAUCGUAUUUUGGAAUCCUGCCUGCAGUCAUUCUUCACCACAGGGGGAAAAAAAAAAAAAAAAAAAAAAAAAAAAGGUAAACACGCCAUUAUUUUCCUUUUGUAGGUGGUUUAUAUUCAUUUUUUCUUAUCCCAAAUCCUGAAGAAGUUAGAGAAAGUAAAAAAGUAAAACCCUCCCCCUUAGCUUCCACCCAUCAUUACCUCUUCAGCUAGGCUUCAGCUGUUCAUUUUAGCCUCCUUUUUUUUCCCACAAACAAUAAAGGAAUAGGCAACAGAAAGGAUUUUGCUAAGUCUCUUUAUCAAGCUCCUGUGUAGCAUACUGGAACUGUGUUAAAGGGGAAAUUUCUUAUGAAGAGGAAGUUUAUUUGCUUAGUGAAAACAAAAGUUAUAUAAGAUGGAAACAAACUCAGGUAAAUAUCAAUUGUAAUCCAAUUUACUAGAAUGGAGAAAUAUUUUGGACUAUGAAAUCCUUAAUAACUUUUUAUUUCAAAUAACAUUUCUCAUUUAAAACACUGUAAAAGAAAUUUAAAAACAUACUAUGCUAUCCUGUUAACAUUUUCUUUUUUUGAAAAUACGCUAGAAAAGUAAUUAGUGAGCUCAUUAUUUGUCCCUCUCUAUGAUUGCACUCAUUUAUUUUAAUAAAUGUCAGUGACUAUAUACAUCCUAUAAGUUACAUGGUAAAAAUGUAUUUAAUAAAUCUACAAAAAAUAGAAGAUGAAAUAAUUGUUCCUGUAAGUCAUGGGUGACAUUCUCAUUCAUCCUACAUAAAUUAAGAAUUCGAUUUCUUUUUCAAUCACAUUCCUUUCUGUUGUUCUGUAAGAUUUUUGGGAGAUCAGGAGCCCCUGAUGGAAGGAAAUAUUCUAUCUAUAUAGUGGUAGAGGCAGCUGUGGUAGCUUACUGGGGCUCUGAGCAGGAUAUGAAAGCAUAUAUGUUUAUGUCAACAGGGAGGGCCUCCUGCAGCAGUUCUCCUUUUUGAAAACAAUAGUCAGAGUGAUUUCCAACCCUGUGUUCAUCAGGGUGAGUAAGAGAAGGCAUUGCAAUGGCUUGAGCAAAAAGGCAGGUUGUGUUUGAUCUGCAUAGGAAUGGGGAGAAGAAUGAUGCACAGGUAGUGAGUCCAAAUUGGCCUCGAUGCAAGAGUAAACAAUAGAAAUAUAAUUGAAAGCUGCUUUGUUUUGUUUUUGUUGGUUUUUUUUGUUUGUUUGUUUUAAGUGGGAAAAAAAAAACCACCAAAAACCGUGACUAGGCUUCUCCCUAAGCCUAAUGAUUACUCAGAGAAAUUGACAGAAAGCCAGGCAGAGAUGAAUGUCUUUAUGUCUUUGUAUUCAUGGAAUUUUCCUUUCUGGACUAUUUUGAAAAACACCACUGGAAAGGAGAAAAGCAUAAGAAAGUAUAAAUUUUGUACUUCUCAAAUAGAAAGUGACAUUGAACUCUGUAUAUGUGUGUUUUUAUUUAUGGCAGAAAGAGCCAAAAGUAGCCCAGUGGAUUCAGAUACUCUUAAAGGCAGUAGGAGCACUGACUAAUUCCACAUCUAGGUUUUAAAUGUUAAUUGAAAGUUUAUGCAUAAAUCAAGUUACAUGUUCCAUGUUUUUUUAUACUGCGCUUCUAAAAUGCAUCAUUAACAUUAGUGUAACUUUCUCUGAAAAUUGUUCCUACUUAUAACGACAGGUGCCACUUGGACUCCCACACAUGGAGAGCUUUAGACUGAUUGUGCAGUCUUCACUCGUUAGUCUAAACCAAAUUAACGAAUUAUGAGAUGUCCAAGAUUAUUCAUAAAAGGAAAUGGCAAUAAAAAUCUACUGCUGCUGCAUUUUCAUAUUUCAGCCUAAUAUUUUCCUAGUGGUAGAUGGAUUGCAUUGUUUCUGGAAGCAAUAUAUUUGAUGUUCUCAGUGUCCCACCAGACUAGAUCUCUGCUCCAUGGAGAUUUUAGGGAAAUGACUUCUUGUCACUGAGGUUUGGCUUUGAUUUCCACUGCAUUGGUUAUCUUUAGAAUUCCCAUAAUCCUUAUUUCUAUGUGUAAAGGUGUGAGAAGAAUUUGAUAGCAGCUACUAACGCACAGGCAAACCUUCAGGAUACCAUUGAUUUGGAAAUCAUUUCUAAGACCAGAAAUAAGCCACUCACAACAGAUCACUAAAUUGUUCAAGUUGGAAGGGACCUUUAAAGACCAUCUGGUCUAGCUUUCCUGCAGUGAACAGGGACACCCAUAGCUAGGUGAGGCUGCUUAGAGCUCUGUCCAGCCUGACCUUGAAUGCCUCCAGGGAUGGGGCAUCCACCACCUCUCUGGGCAAAUCCAUUCCAGUGCUUCACUAUCCUUAUUAUAAAAAACGUUUUUCUUAUAUCGAAACUAAAUCUCCCCUCUUUUUAUUUUGAAACCCUUACCCUUGUCCUGAUACAGCAGAUUGCUAAAGAGUCUGUCCCUGUCUUACUUAAAGUCGCCAUUUAAAUACUGCAGAGCUGCUAUCAGAUCUCUCCAGAGUUCUCUUCUCCAGUCUGAACAGCUUCAGCUCUCAUCCCAUCCCCACAAGAAAAGUGUUCUAUCCCUAGGAACAUUUUUGUGGCCUUCCUCGGGACAUGAUCCAGAAAGUCCAUGUCUCUCCUGUACUGAGGACUCCACAUCUGGACACAAUACUCUAGAUGAGGUCUCACGAGUAGAGAGCAGAGAGACAGGAUCAACUCCCUUUACCUGCUAGCCACACUUCUUUUAAUGCAGCCCAGAAUACAGUUGGUUUUCUGAGCUGUGAGUGCACAUUGCUGAUUCAUAUCUUGCCAUCCACUAGUACCCACAAGUCCUUUUUUGUCUGGACUGUGCUAUAUCCUUUCAUCCUCCAGCUUGUGCUGAUAAUCACAGAAUCACCAAGGUUGGAAAAGACCUAAAAGAUCAUCCAACCAUCCACCCAUCACCAAUAGUUCUCACUAAACCAUGUCUCUCAACACAAUGUCCGAACAUUCCUUGAACACCUCCAGAGAGGUAGUAUUUCCUAACAUCCAGUCUGAAUCUCCCCUGGCGCAGCUUGAAGCCAUUCCCUCUAGUCCUAUCGCUAGAUACACAACAGAAGAGGCCGAUUCCCUGCUCACUACAACCUCCCUUCAGGGAGUUAUAGAGAGCAAAUAACGCUCUCUAGAUAGCAAAUAGAGCAAAUAGAUAGUGGAGGUUGCCAUCACACAGGUGUAACACUUGAAUUUGUUGAACAUUAUCAGGUUCUCCUAGACCCACUGCUCACGUCUGUCUAGAUCUCUCUGGAUAGCAUCCCAUCCCUCAAGUGUGUCGACUGCAUCACACAGCUUAAUGUCAUCUGCAAAGAUGCUGAAAGUGCACUCAAUCCCACUUCUCACUGAUCUUAUCCAGACACUGAGCCAUUGACCACUACUUUCUGGGUACAAUCUCACAACCUUCCCUUGUCCACUGAUACAGUCAUGUCAUCACAGAAGAAAAUUAGGUUGGUCAGGCAAUAAUACCACCAAAAUUCUGAUGCUGCUCUGGCAAUGAUGAGAAAAUUUUGGACUUUACAUUGAAGCUGUAUAGAGAAUAGAAAGUUGUAUGUACAAAAAGACUUGCCUUGGCAGAGAAGGGGGUCAGUGAGACAUAUGUUAGCUUACAGCAGGGCAAAUGGAAAACUGCUGGAGGAAGAGUUAGGAUAUGGAGACUAGUCUGUAGUUUUGUUUUGUUGGUGGUGGAUUUUUUGAGGUAAGACUCUAGACUGUAUUUUCUUUUUUUUUUUCUCUCUCUAUUAGACAUUUUUUAAUAGCAUCUAACUAACUUCUUCUGUGAUUUGUUUCACUCACUCAAGAAAUAUAUAUACAAAUAUAUAAAUAUAUAUACAUAUACAUAUAAGAAAGCAGGCCUUCUUAGAAGCAUUUCAGAGACAAAAGCAGCUUGCUUGUGUUAUGGAAGGUAGAGCCACCAAUUAAAGACCUGGGUUGGUGAAAGGUUUUGUUUGUGGUUUUAUUUUUUUGUUAAUACAUAAUAUGUGUACCUCACAAGAUAUUUCACAAGUUUAAAGCCCAGAUGAGUCCUUGUAUACCACUUUGUAAGGAAAUAGUUUAUCUCUGUAGUUAUGAAUUAGAUCUUAUACAAUGCAAAUUUUACGUAAGAAAAUUUAUUCUUUAUGAUGAUUAUUGCCACCUCAUUACCGUGUCUUAGAAUGAAAGGCUAAAUUAUGGUAAACCUACUAAAAUUCUGAUAUUAAGCUAUAAUAACUUCCAGUUUUCUUUGGAAAAGUCUUGGACACUGUACCAGUUCUUUCUACAGCGCUGUGAUAAUAACCAUCUCUUUUCAUGCAUGUUAGCAUACAUUUGUGAGCAAGUCACCAUAUGAUUAACCAGAUUACUGGAGUAUACUGGUAAUUACUGGUAACUAAAAUGAUUUGUUGUUCACCCCCAGUUUCCAAAAUCUUGCAUGGCUUUAAUAUAAUAUGAGUUUUAUCUUUUUAUUUAACUAUAGUACAUUAUGUACUUUUUAAGAGGUUUAAAUUAUAUAUCUAAGCUACAAAACUUUAUUAAUGCCCACAUGUUUCUGGGAACUGAAAGGGAAAAAUACAUUUAAAUCACAUUGUCUCACAUUUUUCAGAACAGUAUAAUUUUGGUUGAUUUAGGCAAUUUUCCUGUCUAUUUUUAGGAAACUUAACAAGCCAACAUUUAAUUAAAUUUGACACUGUAUAGUUUGCCUAGCAAAUAUCAAUUCAUUUAGAUUAUUGUGAUGACAAAGUAUUGACAUUCCAAAGAAAAAUUUCUAAAUGGUGUAUUAUUCCCUUUUAGAAGUGUACAAUGUAUCAUCCUGUUGUGA
Messenger RNA from Lagopus muta (rock ptarmigan), 12981 nucleotides. It is a transcript of the gene SGCZ, whose product is annotated as sarcoglycan zeta. The record is from RefSeq and is a predicted model, not a curated record. Bases 922 to 2010 code for a protein of 362 amino acids. Gene Ontology annotation, biological process: heart contraction; cardiac muscle tissue development. Gene Ontology annotation, cellular component: sarcolemma; sarcoglycan complex. Lineage: Eukaryota; Metazoa; Chordata; Aves; Galliformes; Phasianidae. The transcript is spliced from 10 exons.